AUGUUCGCUGAUAUUCGUGCUCUCUCCAUCUUGCGUGGAACCCUCGGAAUUCCCUUCUCCUUGGCGGCCCACGAGUGCAAGCCUGGACCUGGACACCCUUGCUCGCGCGACCACCAUGGCCAGGACGGCGAUCACGAUCACGACCACGACCACGACCAAGAUCAAGAUCAGGACAGUGGCUCUGAGACCUUCGGAUAUCCCACCGUCCUUCAUGCCUAG
Guillardia theta CCMP2712 is the source of this 219-nucleotide messenger RNA. RefSeq lists its product as hypothetical. The record is from RefSeq and is a predicted model, not a curated record. Lineage: Eukaryota; Cryptophyceae; Pyrenomonadales; Geminigeraceae. The coding region runs from base 1 to 219 and encodes 72 amino acids. The transcript has a single exon.